Molecule: messenger RNA, 858 nt
Organism: Belonocnema kinseyi
Lineage: Eukaryota; Metazoa; Arthropoda; Insecta; Hymenoptera; Cynipidae
Product: putative SERF-like protein
Exons: 3
Coding region: 178-375 (65 amino acids)
Source: RefSeq, a predicted model, not a curated record
ACGUGUGAUUCGUGGGAGGAACGAAGAGCCAAGAGGAAGAAAACAUUUUCGAUGAAUCUUUUUACCCAGUGCGUCAAGCACAGAACUGCAAACUAUCUGGCUUUGUGGAUCGGUUAACAACGACCGUGUCGUCCAAAUUGAGAGUACUUGUUAAUCGGAGAUCAAUACACAGAAAAUAUGACACGCGGAAAUCAACGUGAACUGGCACGUGCAAAAAAUAUGAAGAAAGAUAAAAAAAAGGCUGCUGCCGAACAGGAAAACAACAAAGGCUUGACCCUAGAACAACGAAAACAGCGAGACGCGGAUAGAAUGAGAGAAAAGCAGCUUAAAAAGCAGGAAGAUGCACGGGCGGGAAAGAAAGAAACGGCGACAUAAUUGCAUGCAAUUACUGAAAGACCUGACGAAGUAAUUACGGAAACAACUCGAACGAUUAUAAGUUAUUAUAAGAAACACUAUUGCGAUGUUUAUCAAGCGUGCACUAGCAAAAUUCAGCGGUUUCAACUUUAACACAUUUCAUAACCAUCAUCGUCUAAAAUAAAAGGGUAUACGUCAAGACUUAGCUAUCAUCUCUGUGAAUCCGAAUCUCUCACAUUGUUCAUGAAUCGCUACAUAGUUAAUGCAAAUGAAAUUGUUACCUGUAAUACAAUGAUCAGGAAAUCAUAAUCGAUUUUUAUCAUUAGUAUUACAAUCAUAAAUUAUUGAUAUUACCUUAAGUAGUCUAUUUGGAAUUGUAAAUUUAAUUCACAGUUACUAGGAGUAUUAUGUAAUCAAAUCGAUUUACACUAAGGCAAAUUACUGAAGUGGAUGUACUUUAGUUGGCAGAUUUGGUUUGUAAUAAAUAGUUCAAAUUUUAAUAUA